Molecule: messenger RNA, 4366 nt
Organism: Condylura cristata (star-nosed mole)
Lineage: Eukaryota; Metazoa; Chordata; Mammalia; Eulipotyphla; Talpidae
Gene: SYTL4
Product: synaptotagmin-like 4
Exons: 16
Coding region: 10-2034 (674 amino acids)
Biological process (GO): intracellular protein transport; exocytosis
Cellular component (GO): plasma membrane; exocytic vesicle
Molecular function (GO): phospholipid binding; small GTPase binding; neurexin family protein binding
Source: RefSeq, a predicted model, not a curated record
GAAUAAGUCAUGUCAGAGAUCCUUGACCUCUCUUUUCUGUCUGAGGUGGAAAGGGAUUUGAUCCUCAGUGUUCUACAACGAGAUGAGGAGCUCCGGAGAGCAGAUGAGAAAAGGAUUAGGCGACUGAAAAAUGAGUUAUUGGAGAUCAAAAGGAAGGGGGCCAAGAGGGGCAGUCAACACUACAGCGAUCGGACCUGUGCCCGGUGCCAGGAGAACCUGGGUCGCUUGACUCCCAAGACCAACAGCUGCAGGGGUUGCAACCACCUGGUAUGUCGGGAGUGCCGCAUCCAGGAGACCAAUGGCACCUGGAGGUGCAAGGUGUGCGCCAAGGAAAUAGAGUUGAAGAUGGCAACUGGAGACUGGUUUUAUGACCAGAAAGUAAAUCGCUUUGCUUACCGCACAGGCAGUGAGCUCAUCAGGAUGUCCCUGCGCCGCAAGCCUGCAGCCAGUAAAAGAGAGACAGUGGGACAGUCCCUCCUUCACCAGACACAGGUGGGCAAUAUCUGGCCAGGAAGAAAGAUCAUUCAGGAGCAACAGAAGGAGCCCAGGGAGCCCAGUGUGCCAUUUGAAGUGCCCAAGCCAAAAAGCGGAAAGAGCGUGCUGGAGGCUGAGAGCGAGAGUCUGGACAGCUACACAGCUGACUCAGAUAGCACCUCCAGGAGAGACUCUCUGGAUAAAUCUGGCCUCUUUCCAGAAUGGAAGAAGAUGUCUGCCCCCAAACCUCAAGUAGAGAAGGAAACUCAGCCUGGAGGUCAAAUUGUGCUAUCUGUUGAUGAGGGUGAAAUGAUCUUCAAGAAGAACACUAGAAAGGUCCUCAGGCCUCCAGAAUAUACUAAAUCUGUGAUUGAUCUUCGCCCAGAAGAUGUGGGGCAUGAGGGUGGCUCCUUGGGAGACAGAAGCAAAUCAGUCCCAGGCCUCAGUGUAGAUAUGGAAGAGGAAGAGGAAGAAGAAGACAUUGACCACCUGGUGAAGUUGCAUCGCCAGAAACUGGCCAGAAGCAGCAUGCGAAGCGGCUCCUCCAUGAGUACAAUCGGCAGCAUGAUGAGCAUCUAUAGCGAAGCUGGUGAUUUUGGGAACAUCUCUGUGACUGGCAAGAUAACCUUUUCCCUGAAGUACGAGCAGCAGUCACAGACUUUGGUCAUCCAUGUGAAGGAGUGCCACGACCUGGCCUACGCCGAUGAAGCCAAGAAGCGCUCUAACCCAUAUGUGAAGACUUACCUUCUACCUGACAAAUCCCGUCAAGGAAAAAGAAAAACCAGCAUCAAGCGGGACACCAUCCAUCCACUCUAUGAUGAGAUCCUCAGAUACGAGAUCCCAGAAUCUCUCCUGGCCCAGAGGACUUUGCAGUUUUCAGUUUGGCAUCAUGGCCGUUUUGGCAGAAACGCUUUCCUUGGAGAGGCAGAGGUCCACAUGGAUUCCUGGAAGCUUGAUAAGAAACUGGAUCAUUGCCUCCCUUUACAUGGAAAGGUCAGUGCUGAGUCCCUGACUGGCUUGCCAUCACACAAAGGCGAGUUGGUGGUUUCAUUGAAAUACAUCCCAGCCUCCAAACUUCCUGUUGGAGGUGACCGGAAAAAGAGUAAAGGUGGGGAAGGGGGAGAGCUCCAGGUGUGGAUCAAAGAAGCCAAGAACCUGACGGCUGCCAAAUCAGGAGGGACUUCAGACAGCUUUGUCAAGGGAUACCUCCUUCCCAUGAGGAACAAGGCCAGUAAGCGUAAAACUCCAGUGAUGAAGAAGACCCUGAACCCCCACUACAACCACACAUUUGUCUACAAUGGUGUGAGGCUGGAAGAUCUACAGCACAUGUGCCUGGAACUGACUGUGUGGGACCGGGAGCCCCUGGCCAGCAAUGACUUCCUGGGAGGGGUCAGGCUGGGUGUUGGCACUGGGAUCAGUAAUGGGGAAGUGGUGGACUGGAUGGACUCGACUGGGGAAGAAGUGAGCCUGUGGCAGAAGAUGCGACAGUACCCGGGGUCUUGGGCAGAAGGGACUCUGCAGCUCCGUUCCUCAAUGGCCAAGGAGAAGCUGGGCUUAUGAGGCCCUGCCCUUCUCUGCGGGUCCAGCCCUGACCAGGGCAAUUGAGAGGAAGCGAAGAAACCAAGAGCGAACAUUUAAUUCAUGUGUGUGUGAUGUAUGUGUGCGUACAAGCUAGUAUUUCCACAGAUCUAUCUGCCAAAGUGCUGCAGACUCUCCCCUUUCACAGCAGGCAAAAAUGUUUUUAUUUAUGCCAACUCUAGCCUAUUUUCAGAGCCUUGUCUUUCCUACACCUUUGUGUGGUUUAAUUAACUCUAAAAAAAAAAGUUCCAAAACAACUUUUUAUCCCCUGUCUUGCUGCCCUUGUUUCCACUUCCCAGGAAGCCCUGUUACCUUGGCAUUCACAUUCACCUGGAUUUCAGAGUGUGUCUGGCGCGGGGAGGCGGGGAUGGGCUGCUAAAGAGAAGAACGCAGGAAAGAGGUGUGCAGGUGCUCUCCAUCGUCUCCAGUGUAUGUCUGCUUUCAACUCAUUCCUUGCCUUGGUACAUUUCUGGAACUUGGCUCUUAACAAAUACCAAUGUCCACCUUGCUUGGGGUCUAAUUGUUUUCCUUCAGAUGCUAAGAACAUUCCUCAGUUCCUAUCUGCUCUAGACAGCUUCACUAAACCUUUGGUGAGCCCUUAUAAUGUAGGUGUUUUAGAAAAGCUCUUGGAUAGUGACUGAGUCAUGGACAUGCCCGGCAAGAACUUCUGAGUGGUUCCAGUGGACCAGAGUGAAUGAGGAUGAAUUGUCUCCCAGCUGAUGCUGAAUUCAUUGCAUUGGCAAUGGAUACAGUGGUUGUUGGAAAGAAAGAUGAGACAUUUCACUCGCAUAUCCCCCAUCUUUCUUGUUUCGGUGUUUGUGGUCACAGGUGAACACCGAACAUGGUCUGCAUACUGUUCUCUCAUCCAGAACAACCAAGCACAGUGUUUCUCCAGGAUGGGCGCUGUUCGAGCCCCAGACACUCUCCCAGUUCCUCUGAUUUCUUUCUUGCAGUGGUUUUAGUUUCUGUUCUUUCCUGAACUCGGCCCAGAAGGGUAUGCUGUGUUGAGAGCUUUCUGAGGAGGGCCUAGUGUCCUAAGGCUCCUUUUCUGAUAUAUGUUGCUCCAGACAGAUCGUUUUAUUCUUACAACUGUAUGUACACAGAGUGGUUUGUGAGAGGAAUGUAUACUGGAGAAGAAACUGCUUUCAGCAUAGUUGACUAGUUGACUCUCAUUAUUGGACUGAUGGCAGCUAUGGCACUUUCUAAAGAAGGUGUGAACUGAAUGGAAGGGCAUUUUUAGGUUCAUUUGAUGUGGGUUGCUACUGUAAUGGAAGGCAUAACUUGGAAUCCUGGACUGUAACUUGCUUCUUUGUCGUCUCCCCGCUAAAGCCCAGAAAUGUAUGUGCACCCACUCAAUAAAAACUUUCUCAUUUGUCAAAUGUUUGCACUUGUUAGUUCUAUAGAUGCUUUUGUCUUUGUGUCCUGACUUACUAUUGUUGCUUUUCAUGUGGCCAGAAGGAUGAGAAUGAGUGUGCCAAACACCUUCCCCUAACUGCCCUGUUCUGAUUCAAAGGACGUUUUCCUUCAUCCACAUUGCUGUCUGACUCACUUAUCUUUUGUGUCUGGUGUCUAGAGAGUUCUCAUCCAUAUCUCCCCUACUCUCUUGUGCAUGUUUCUUUCUGGAUCUUUCCAUAUCUAUAGGAGGUAAGACCUUUCAUUUUCCUUCACUUCUAUUGCCAGUAUUUAGUUUUGAGAGAGAAAUGAUGCUGAUGCUAGAUAACCCAUCUCACACAUAAGGGUCUGAUUUCUACAUAGAACCAAAGUGAUUCGUAAGCUCUUAGACAGAAGGGUAUAAAAAGAUACUGAAUUCCUUUUGUGUACGAGGCUUUAUGCUGAGCACAUUGUAUUUCCAUAAUUUCUCCAAACACCAUAGUUGGAAAAUUUUCUUUUUUGCAUGUGAUGAAACUCAAGCUCACUGUCAUACAACAGAGUUGGGAUUUGAGUGUGAGUCUCCUGUACCAUGCUGCCUCCUGCUAGGGUGAUGUGUGUUGUGGGCAAGAUUCAAAGGAAGGGGUGGCUCUUCUAAAUUGUCUCAAGGAAAUAUGUUUAGUUUACAAAAUAGAACAGUCAGAAAGCUUUGACUGUGAACUAAUUAACUUACUGCUGAACAGCUUCCGGUGUGUGUGUGUGUGUGUGUGUGUGCAUGUGCGUGUGCGUGUGUGUGUGUGGUGGGGGGCAGAGAGGGAGGUGGGCUAACCCCCUUUGGCUAUGGACCUGAUGUCGCUGCUAUUCUUUAGAAGUUGGGGUGUCGUGAAUAAUCUGCAAAAGAGGUUACAGCCAAACUUUACCUAAACCAAGAUUGACAUGCCUUGAC